CCAAAGAAAGAAAAGUCUUGGUGAGGAAAGACAACAAACAUCAACAAUGGCCGGAAAUCAAGUGAUCUUCUCGGAUUUUCUCAUGUCUUUCAUCUGUGUAUGGUCAAGAACUCUCAGCAGCCUGUUUGUAAACAAUUUUCUAGGGUUUAAGUCGGAUCCCAGAGGAGAAAUAAUCAAGGGCAUUCUAUACGUGUUGAGGUUGUUCUUUUAUGGAUGGUUGAGUAAGAUAUUGAGAGGUGCGUCUUAUAAUCCUCUCACAGUGUUGUCUCAGGCCAUUUCUGGGAAGCACAGUAGGCUCUUUUUCACUCUUGGUGCAAGAAUUCCUGCUCAGGUAAUGGGAGCUAUUAUUGCAACAAAUCUUAUCCUUCGGAUUUUUCCUCAUAUAGGCUAUGAACCACUCCUGAAGGUUGACAUGAUCCGAGGUGUAUUAAUUGAAGGAGUUCUGGCAUUCGCAGUUAUAGUAAUUAGACUUGAAGCUACUCAGAACCACCCUAACAAUUUCUUUCUAAGAACAUGGAUAUAUAGCAUCUGCAGGCUAGCUCUUCACAUACUUGGUUCUGGUCUGACUGGUGGAUGCAUGAACCCUAUUUCUGCUAUAGGAAGGGCUUAUACUCGAGGAGAUCAUAUAACUAAGGAGCUUAUAUUUGUUUAUUGGUUAGCCCCAUUUGAAGCAACUGUUGUAGGGGUGUGGACAUUCAGGUUGUUUAUUCAGAUCAAGGAAAAGAAAGAGGACAAACUAGAUAGAAAAAUUAAAUCAGAAUAAGGAGAGUCAUUUUCUUGCAUUGGAAUUUCAUUUGUGCCUAACUCAUUUAUAGGAGUCCAAAUCUGUUGUAGCCCUACUUGUAGUCCCUUUAAUUGUUGGAGCUCUAAGAACUGAAAUUUGUUGUGUCAA
Molecule: messenger RNA, 892 nt
Organism: Nelumbo nucifera (sacred lotus)
Lineage: Eukaryota; Viridiplantae; Streptophyta; Magnoliopsida; Proteales; Nelumbonaceae
Product: putative aquaporin SIP2-1
Biological process (GO): transmembrane transport
Cellular component (GO): membrane
Molecular function (GO): channel activity
Source: RefSeq, a predicted model, not a curated record